Archocentrus centrarchus (flier cichlid) is the source of this 5548-nucleotide messenger RNA. It is a transcript of the gene usp7, whose product is annotated as ubiquitin specific peptidase 7 (herpes virus-associated). Bases 364 to 3705 code for a protein of 1113 amino acids. The transcript has 31 exons. Gene Ontology annotation, biological process: regulation of protein stability; protein deubiquitination. Gene Ontology annotation, molecular function: protein binding; cysteine-type deubiquitinase activity. The record is from RefSeq and is a predicted model, not a curated record. Lineage: Eukaryota; Metazoa; Chordata; Actinopteri; Cichliformes; Cichlidae. Gene Ontology annotation, cellular component: cytosol; nucleus.
UCCGAUUUCGGAGUCCCCCCAGUUCCAUCCAUCGCAACCCCCGCCGUCACCCAGCGACUCGCACCCACCAAAGGCGCCGAGAUUGGGCGAAUAGCGAGCAAAUACGUCCGCGUUUCUCUACCCGCUCCCCCGCCGACCUCCCCUCCUCACUCCCCGGCGCUGACAGCGGACAAGGCCGAGGUCGUAACAGAGCAGGCCCGGCCGCCGAGGCUCGACCUGUCCACCCCACCUCCGCAUCUCACCACACCUCACCAGCAGUCCAGAACCCGGUUUCCCACCGAGCCGACCCUGGACAAGGUCGAGGGUAACAGAGAAAACAGGGAGCACCGUAUCACAACUACAACAACAACACCGCCUGCCAACAUGAACCACCAUCACCACACGCAGCAGCAGCAGCAGCAACAGAAAGCCGGCGAGCAGCAGCUCAGUGAACCGGAGGACAUGGAGAUGGAAGCUGGGGACACAGAUGAUCCUCCAAGAAUCCCUGCCAACCCGGUGAUCAAUGGUAAUGUGGCUAUGGCAGACGGACACAACAAUACAGAGGAGGACAUGGAGGAUGACACUAGUUGGCGGUCAGAGGCGACCUUCCGGUUCGUGGUGGAACGCUUCAGCCGCCUGAGCGAGUCGGUGCUCAGCCCGUCCUGCUUUGUCCGGAAUCUUCCCUGGAAGAUAAUGGUGAUGCCGCGCUUCUAUCCUGACCGACCACACCAGAAGAGCGUGGGCUUCUUCCUGCAGUGUAACGCAGAGUCAGAUUCCACGUCAUGGUCUUGCCACGCACAGGCCAUGCUGAAGAUCAUCAACCACAAAGAUGACGAGAAGUCAUUCAGCCGCAGGAUCAGUCACCUGUUCUUCCACAAAGAGAAUGAUUGGGGUUUCUCUAACUUCAUGUCCUGGAGUGAUGUGACUGAUCCAGAGAGGGGCUUCAUCGAUGAUGACAAAGUUACAUUUGAAGUCUUCGUCCAGGCAGAUGCCCCACACGGAGUGGCCUGGGAUUCAAAGAAACACACAGGCUAUGUUGGACUGAAGAACCAAGGAGCAACCUGCUACAUGAAUAGCCUGCUACAGACGCUCUUCUUCACCAACCAGCUACGACGGGCGGUCUACAUGAUGCCCACAGAAGGAGAUGACUCCUCCAAGAGCGUCCCGCUGGCACUGCAGAGGGUUUUCUAUGAGCUGCAACACAGUGACAAACCAGUUGGCACCAAGAAGCUCACAAAGUCCUUUGGGUGGGAAACAUUAGAUAGCUUCAUGCAACAUGAUGUACAGGAGCUGUGCAGAGUGCUCCUGGACAACGUGGAGAACAAAAUGAAAGGCACUUGUGUUGAGGGAACAAUCCCCAAGCUCUUCAGAGGAAAGAUGGUGUCAUAUAUCCAGUGUAAGCAUGUGGACUACAGGUCUGAGCGGAUAGAGGACUACUAUGACAUCCAGCUUAGCAUAAAAGGAAAGAAGAAUAUUUUCGAGUCAUUCAAAGAUUACGUGGCAACUGAACAGUUAGAUGGAGACAAUAAAUAUGACGCAGGGGAACAUGGGCUUCAGGAAGCAGAAAAGGGAGUGAAGUUCCUUACCUUCCCUCCAAUCCUCCAUCUGCAGCUGAUGAGGUUCAUGUAUGAUCCACAGACUGACCAAAAUAUCAAGAUCAAUGACAGGUUUGAGUUUCCAGAUCAGUUACCUCUGGAUGAGUUCCUUCAGAAGCCAGACUCCAAGGACCCAGCUAACUACAUCCUUCAUGCAGUGCUAGUCCACAGCGGGGACAACCAUGGCGGUCACUACGUCGUCUAUCUUAACCCUAAAGGAGACGGCAAAGUGAGUGUCAAGGACCCAAUAUGGUGCAAGUUUGAUGAUGAUGUAGUGUCACGGUGCACCAAGGAGGAGGCCAUAGAACACAACUAUGGCGGACAUGACGAUGACCUCUCCGUCCGCCACUGCACCAACGCGUACAUGUUGGUCUACAUCCGUGAGUCCAAGCUCAGUGAGGUGCUCCAGCCGAUGACUGACGUGGACAUCCCCCAGCAGCUGGUGGAGCGUCUGCAGGAGGAGAAGAGGGUGGAGGCGCAGAAGAGGAAGGAACGCCAAGAGGCUCACCUCUACAUGCAGGUCCAGAUGGUGACCGAGGACCAGUUUUGCGGACAUCAGGGCAAUGACAUGUAUGACGAGGAGAAAGUGAAGUACACAGUCUUCAAGGUGCUGAAGAGCUCCACGCUGCAAGAGUUUGUCCAGAACCUCUCUCAGACCAUGGGUUUCCCACAGGACCAGAUGAGGCUGUGGCCCAUGCAGGCUCGUAGCAACGGAACCAAGCGACCUGCCAUGCUCGAUUACGAGGCGGAUUGUAACAAGUCGAUGAUUGACUUGAGUGACAACGAGAAUCCCUGGACAAUAUUUUUGGAGACUGUAGAUCCAGAGAUGGCAGCCAGUGGAGCUACGUUACCCAAGUUUGACAAAGACCAUGAUGUCAUGUUGUUCUUGAAGAUGUAUGACCCCAAAACCAGAAGCUUAAAUUAUUGUGGACAUAUCUACACACCUAUAUCCUGCAAAAUAAGAGACCUGCUGCCAGUCAUGUGUGAGAGAGCAGGGUUUCAGCAGGAAACUAGCCUUAUCCUCUAUGAGGAAGUAAAGCCCAAUCUAACAGAGCGGAUACAGGACUAUGAUGUCUCUCUGGACAAGGCCCUGGAUGAGCUCAUGGACGGGGACAUCAUUGUCUUCCAGAAGGACGACCCAGAGAACGACAGCAGUGAGCUGCCUACGGCCAAGGACUACUUCCGGGAUCUCUACCACCGGGUGGAUGUCAUUUUCUGUGACAAGACCAUCCACAACGACCCCGGUUUUGUGGUCACGCUCUCUAACCGCAUGAACUAUUUUCAGGUGGCUAAGACUGUAGCGCAGAGGUUGAACACAGAUCCCAUGCUACUGCAGUUCUUCAAGUCACAGGGGUACAGGGACGGUCCAGGGAAUCCUCUCAGACACAACUAUGAGGGAACGCUGAGGGACCUGCUGCAAUUCUUCAAACCUCGGCAGCCCAAGAAACUCUACUAUCAGCAGUUAAAGAUGAAGAUAACAGACUUUGAAAACAGGAGGAGUUUUAAAUCCAUAUGGCUCAACAGCCAGUUCAGAGAGGAGGAGAUUACUCUUUACCCUGACAAGCAUGGCUGUGUGCGGGACCUUUUGGAAGAAUGUAAAAAGGCUGUGGAGCUGUCUGAAAACGGCUCUGAGAAGCUCAGGCUGUUAGAGAUAGUAAGCUAUAAAAUCAUCGGAGUUCACCAGGAGGACGAGCUGCUAGAAUGUUUAUCUCCUGCUGCCAGCCGCACCUUCAGAAUAGAGGAGAUUCCUUUGGACCAGGUGGACUUGGACAAGGACACUGAAAUGCUAAUCCCUGUUGCUCACUUCCAUAAGGAGGUCUUUGGCACCUUUGGGAUUCCCUUCUUGCUCAAGAUUAGACAGGGUGAGUCAUUUCGGGAGGUGAUGAGGAGAAUCCAGACCAUGCUGGACAUCCAGGAGAAAGAAUUUGAGAAGUUCAAGUUUGCAAUUGUGAUGAUGGGUCGGCAUCAGUACAUCAAUGAGGACGAGUAUGAGGUCAACCUGAAGGACUUUGAACCACAGCCAGGUAACAUGUCCCACCCGCGCCCCUGGCUCGGGUUGGAUCAUUUCAACAAAGCUCCAAAGAGAGGUCGCUACACCUACCUGGAGAAAGCAAUCAAGAUCCACAACUAAAGCAGCCCGCCUACCCCCCUCUCUCUUUGUCCUCCUCAUCCUGUCCUGCGCCACCUUCCUCCCUACCUACUUUAACAAACCAUAACCACAGACUGUAACCAACCGUGUGUGUGUUUGUGUGAGAGAGAAAGACUGAGCGUGUGCUUGUGUGUGUGUGUGUGUAUGUAUGUGUGUGUGUGUGUGUGCGCGUGUGUGUUCAUCACUUUUAACACCCCGCCUGGACACCUCUAAAGCUCUACACCGGCUAUGUCUUCAGUGAUUGGGAUCUUGCUGCAGCUGGAUUAUUCUUCAACCACAAAAUAAACUGCACCAACCACUGACUGUUUAUUUUGUUGUACAUUUUCUUUCUUUCUUUGUUUUCUUAAAUCGUCUCCCUCUAUGUUUGAGGCUGUUCGGUUAUCUUUUUUUUUUUUUUUUUUCCUGGCUUAUCUGCCUGUUGACUGCUUUUUGUUGUCUGUUCCAAAAUGGGAGAAAUGAGAUUGGAUUUUAUGGUUUAAAAAAAAGUGAAGACGACAGGAACUGGGAUACAGUAUACCGCCCUCAUUGACAGCUUUGUUUUUCCUUCAGAUGUUUGAGGGGGUGUUUUUAAAUAAAGUUGUUUAGAGAGGCCUGAUACUGCUGUGUGCAGAGGUUAAUGGAAGUGUUGUUUGGGGGGGACUAAGUCACAACAUGAGGGAGACUGCAGACGGUCAUUUUAAAGAAGCUGUUUUGCCAGCGUAGCUGCAGCCUGGCAUCCACCAUGAAAUUCACUAGUUUCCCUGAUGAGGUUCUUUGUUUUUUGCUCCCAUCCCUAUAGAGCAAAAAAAAAAAAAACAAAAAAAAAAAACAGUGUUUCCAAGUUUACACACAGUUCUUUUUCCACUUAGAUGGUGGGGAGGAAAUAAUUUUUUUUUUUUUUUGUCUCUUUCUGCAGACCUUGUAUUAUAAAAUGAAUUAAAAAAAUCUGCAAAACAGCAUCUGUUUAAAAUAAAUGGGGAAAAAUAAGAUUUGUCUGUAUUUCCUCUUGAACGUUGGAAAUUAAGUUUCUCAGGCUUGGCAAAAGUACUUUUUGAUUGUGAGGUGCUUGGUGACAUUCAUGCACACAGACACACACACACACACACACAUUACCCCCUUGAUGACUUUCUCUUGGUUUUCUGGGGUUGUUGCUAAUGGUUUGUCCCAUCCUCUCAGUCAUUCCUCUUGUAAGACACACACACACACACACACACACAAGCUGCAACUUCUUUCCCAUUUGUUUUUUCUUGAUUGAAUCUGUCGCCCCCACGUGGUUGGGAGCAGUAACUGCGCUGUGCUUGGUAGGGAGCUGCAGACACUUAGAGCCCCACUGGUUUGAGGAUUGUGUAGAGACAAAACCAGCAUUGUAAGAAACACUUUAAGCCCUUUUCUUUGGUUUCUUUUUUCUUUUAAAGCACAGAUGGAAUGCACCCCAAAUAGCGCAUAGCUGGCUCUGUACAGACAACAUUUAAGAAUUGUAUAUUUAAAAAUAUGAACGUGUAAAAAGUAUGAGAAACACACGCCUUUGUUGUUGGGUACAGAUGGAGCCAGGUGUUCAUAUUUCUUGUGUGUAGGUUUUUUUUUUUUUUUGUUUUUUUUUUGCGUUCCUGAUGUACCAUUGAGUUCUUUUUUCUGUUACAUUUGGAUUGUUUUUCUUUUAAAAACUAACUGCAUUGGUUUGUCUCGUUAAGAAGUGCAGUACAAAGAUGACCUGCAGAAUCACACCUUAAUUUGACCUUUUCCACUUUAAAAUCCUCAGUGUAGCAGCAGUGUACGACAACUAUUCCUGUAUAUUGCCUUUUUGCUGGAAAAUGUAUGUUGAAUAAAAAUUUUCUAUAAAAACAAA